AUGCAUUUCGCCCUCUCUCAGAUCGUCACUCUCACACUACCACCGCUUUUGGUCCUCGCCCAGAGGCAUCAUGGCGGAGGAGAUGGCGGCGGCGCUAAUCGAACCGGAGGUGACUUUCGAGGAGGUAAUGCUGGUGGCAGCGCAGUUGCAACAACAUUCGUCACCAUGACCUUCACCUCGACCAUUACCGCAGCUACGUCGACAGAAACUGUGUCCGCUGGCGGAAAUGGGGUCGCCACAGUCGAUGGCGCAUCGUGCCCUACCUUCAAUAUCACUGCAAACAUCAAGGCCAACGACGGGACUGCCAACUGCGUAGGGGACAAUGGAGCGCUCAUUCCGUGCGACUGCCCGCCGAGCUUGAACAUCUUCACCCCAUUCCUGGCCACGGUGGUACAAGCUGGCUCGGCAUUUCCAGCCGGCAAUUCAAUAGCAGACCAGCUCACCCGGUUAGACACAUGUACCGUGGCGUUGCAGAACUUCAGAGGAGGCCUUGGAAGUGGUAAUGGCUGUCCUAUUGUAGCUACAAAGUGGAAAGAGCUCCGGACAAUGUUGCAGUCGGGAGGAUAA
Exophiala spinifera is the source of this 567-nucleotide messenger RNA. RefSeq lists its product as uncharacterized. The coding region runs from base 1 to 567 and encodes 188 amino acids. The transcript is spliced from 3 exons. The record is from RefSeq and is a predicted model, not a curated record. Lineage: Eukaryota; Fungi; Ascomycota; Eurotiomycetes; Chaetothyriales; Herpotrichiellaceae.